Rotaria socialis is the source of this 957-nucleotide messenger RNA. NCBI's taxonomy places the organism in Eukaryota, Metazoa, Rotifera, Eurotatoria, Philodinida, Philodinidae. The record is from the annotation of a GenBank genome assembly.
AUGAUACAACACGAAACAGCUUUUGACCUUUUUCAACGGCUUAAUAUCAAAGACGAUGAUCAAUAUCAAUCGAUUAUUGCUCGUCUAAAUCGUUAUUAUGAAAUAUUGUUUCCAAAUGGUUUUAAUAAUCAAGGUCAAUUAAUCGAAUUAUUAGAUAAUAAUCGAAUAAUAACAAAAACAUUUCUUCAUGGUUUUAUUUCUGAUUAUAUCGAUUAUAUGAAAUAUCGAAAUGAUUUACUUCAUUUACCAUUGAAAUCAGAAGAAAUUUUAUCAAAUUCACCUCGAGCUAAUAAAGAUUCAGCUCAAUCAACUGUUUCAAUAUUAGAAGUUCAACUUAAUUUCAAUGAAUCGAUUACAUUCCUCUAUAUUGAUACAGAAUUUAAAGAAUGCCCAUUUAGUGAUAGUAAAUAUAUUCAAUGGUUUGAUUGUGAAACAUCAAGUCAACUUAUUUGUACAUUACUUCGUAUGGAACAAUCGUGUUUUAUAGUAAAUCCUAAUCGUCAAUUUAUUCUCAUUAUUGAUUCAAGUACUCAAGUCCCCAUCAAUGAUUAUUUCUGUACGACAACUCGAACACAUGUAAUGCCAAUUGAUGAAAAUAAAUUAUUAACUGUACAAUGGCAUAUGAUUCUCUAUCGUCUUAUAAUGAAAUAUAAAUUAUCGUGUAUACUUAUUGAACAUCUUGAUGUUAAUACUCCUAUGUUUGAUACGAUUAUUGGAAAACGAGAUGAAAAAUUAACAAAACAAAUGAGUAAAAAUAAAGAUGUCCACGGUCAAUUCUCAGAAUUUGCCUUUGGACGUUUAAUGACUGGUGAACAUUAUAGAAAUGAUUGGAAUAAUCAAUUAGAUUAUCGUCAAAUAACUGGUAGUGAUAUGAUGAAAUUUUUAAAUGAACCAAAACAGUCUUCACUUUUUCCUUUAUCUUUACUAAACAAUGAAGAAUUGAAUGGCAACGAUUAA